Messenger RNA from Vigna umbellata (rice bean), 1286 nucleotides. RefSeq lists its product as uncharacterized. The record is from RefSeq and is a predicted model, not a curated record. NCBI's taxonomy places the organism in Eukaryota, Viridiplantae, Streptophyta, Magnoliopsida, Fabales, Fabaceae.
AAAAUAAAAAAAUCACCUUGGGUGAGUUGUUGUGAGCAAGAUUCCAUUCCCCCUAUAGAUUUUUUUUGAAAAGGCAAAGUGCAUUUGUUUUUGAACCUUACAAGAAUUCAUCUUCCAAAGAACCAUUACAUUCCCUUUUUCCCUGUUCAUAAAAGAACUCAAAACACUUCUGAGGUCUGAUCUGAAGACAGUAUAGAUGGGGUCUUGGUGUGGUGAAAAUGUAGGUCACCAGCAAGAGGUAUCUGCUGAUAAGGACCACAUUUGGAGCUGCAAGAAAGUGGAAGAGGGGGGUCUGAAUCUGAACACUGUGGAGUCCCUGAGAGGGAGAUUACUGGCAGAGAGACAGGCUUCAAGGGUGGCCAAGAUGGAAGCAGAAUCAAUGGGGAACAAGUUAGUUGAGCUGGAAAAACUGCUUAGAGAAGAGACGAAAUUAAGAGAUAAAGCUGAAAGAAGGCUCAGAAUUUUAAAAAUCAAGGUUGGAUCUUUCAGCAUACCCUCCAAGUCAGGGCAAUUGGAACAUUCUGAUUCGUCGGAGAAAUGUGAAAAUUCUUGUGGGUCAUCUUGGAUUAGUUCACUUUCCAAACAUUCAGAAGAAAACGAAAAAAAGCACGAUGCAAAAAUUCCAGCUUUGCCAGAAAAUGUAGAUCACAGUGACAAUGUUUCCGAAGCCUCUACUCUUAUUCAGAACCACAAUGGUCCGUCCAGUACAAGAGACUGUGACUCUCAGAAUACUGAUAGUUUCGGUAGUAAUUCAUACACGGGUGAUUCUUCCCCACAAAUCCUAGGCGAAAAUCCGAAUCUGAGCUAUGGGAAUUUGAAGAAGGGUGAAAGCAGGUUUAGCAGUUUAAGCUCAAGAUCAUCAUCAGUGACAGAGAAUGAGAGUAAUGAUGGAUAUCUGUGUGAUAAUUCUCUGGCAUUAGUUCCCGUGACUGUGACACCUACAUCACAAGGUACCAGUAACCCGAAACCAAUUACUGUUAGUGUCCUUGAAGCUUUAGAUGCAUUGAGGCAUGCCAGAGAAAGGCUCCAAAGUUCAAUGAGAACAAGGCAAAUGAUUCAUGUUGGCCCAAUGUAAGCUCCUACACAACACUGGCAUAGUAAUAAUGCUAAAUUAUUGCAAUAUUUAUGAAUUAUAGGUAGUGAGAUUGUGAUUUAGCAUUAGAAUAGACGGGAAUAUCAGAAACCUUGAGUUCCUAAAAUUAAUAAGAUUGGUAGCAGAGGUAAAAUUCUUGUGAAUUGUGGUUUCACUCUCCACAGAAAGCAUGUGACGUAGGGAUGUGUUGUCA